Sparassis crispa is the source of this 1314-nucleotide messenger RNA. RefSeq lists its product with no specific name. The transcript has 11 exons. The coding region runs from base 1 to 1314 and encodes 437 amino acids. The record is from RefSeq and is a predicted model, not a curated record. NCBI's taxonomy places the organism in Eukaryota, Fungi, Basidiomycota, Agaricomycetes, Polyporales, Sparassidaceae. Gene Ontology annotation, molecular function: structural constituent of ribosome. Gene Ontology annotation, cellular component: mitochondrial small ribosomal subunit.
AUGGUCCCUUGCUACUGCACCUCGAAGGCAGCCCCGAGAAAAAUUUCAAGUCAAUUUAAAUCGAACAAGAACGGGGAAGUAAAGGAGCGCAAGUUCGAUGGUGACUUCAACAGACGGGUCAUCAACCCUAUGCCAAUAAAUCAGCUUUCUCAUCCUCUGUUCAAGAGUGAUCAGCGUAUUGAGAUGCGCGUGCCAAUGUUCCGUCCUGAAGCGUUGACGGAAGCCGCCGUAGGUACUGUCAUGCAGUUUCCAUUAUCGCAGGACGAUACCAUCAAAGCCUACGGUGUGCCAACGAACGUACUCAUGGAUUUCCGUGUGUUGUCAAAACCAUGUUCUGUCAUCCGGGACGUUACAUUAUCUCUUAUUGAUACUCUUGAUACCGCAAAUCAGAAAUCCAGCAAGGAUACGAGAUUAGUCUUGACUGGAUCUGCUGGUUGCGGAAAGAGUUUCCUCAUGCUGCAGGCAGUAGAAUACUGCUCUGCGAGCAAUUGGAUAACAUUAUACGUUCCCCGAGGAAUUACUACUGUUGACUCCUCCUCCCACUAUGUCUACGAUCCUCAGACACGCACAUAUCUCCAACCGGAGUACUCAUACCAGCUUUUGCGGCGCUUCCUGAGCGUGAACUCCCGCCAACUCGCAGAACUCUCGACGCGGAAGGGGUUUUCUGUGGACGAUCUGUCUGUCCCAGCCGAGUCUCCUCUGACCGACCUCAUUCAAGUGGGACUGGACGACGAGAGACUCGCACCUGCAAUCCUUUCGCGGGUAUUGGAGGAGGUCUCGCAGCAGAACACAUUUCCUGUGCUCAUGGCGGUCGACGACAUCCAGGCCGUCUACCGCACGUCCCUGUACCGCGAUCCCCACUACCGGCCCAUCCUAUCGCAGUAUCUUUCCGUCCCACGCUUGAUCCUAGAAUACGCUUGCGGUAGCAAAUUCUUCACCCGCGGUGCAUUCCUCGGCGCUGUAUCUACCGCGAACACCCGGUUUAAAAUGCCGAUUGAGCUGAGCGAGGCCCUCGGGCUGCCGUUACCCCGCCCCGCCGGGCCGUACUACCACCGUUCGUCAGAGCUCGAGCACUAUGCGGGCGGACUGCGCAAUUUCCCCGUCCCGGAGCAGCUCAAUGUGGGCGAGGCGGCGUCGCUCUUCGAGGUGUGGAUGGCAGAUAAGGCGCUGCACUCGGGCGAGGUGCGCACGCUCGAUAAUGAGCAGGUCUACAAGCCCACCGAUGAGCUUUUCAUGUCGAAGUUCUGCGAGGCGAGCGGAAACCCGAGGAGCUUCGUGUGGAACGGCCUGAUGGCGACGAUGAAUUCCUUGUAG